This is a messenger RNA of Macrobrachium nipponense, 327 nucleotides long. RefSeq lists its product as uncharacterized. NCBI's taxonomy places the organism in Eukaryota, Metazoa, Arthropoda, Malacostraca, Decapoda, Palaemonidae. The record is from RefSeq and is a predicted model, not a curated record. The coding region runs from base 1 to 327 and encodes 108 amino acids. The transcript has 2 exons.
AUGGGGCUUAUAUCAUCUGGAGAUGAGUACAAUCGUGAGGAGAUCAAGCUUUGGGAGAUAUUCCACGUGAGAGCUAUAGCUGAAUUUCCAAAGCCACAAAAUAUCACUGAUCUCAGGUCAUUCAUGGGUUUAACCAAUCAGCUUGGGAGCUUUUCUUCUGCGAUUGCAGCUGCUGCACAGCCACUCAGGGACCUGCUUAAACCUCGGAAUGAGUGGUGCUGGACCCCUCAGCAUGACGGGGCUUUCGAGAAAACUAAAGAAGCACUCAUAGCUCCUCCUGUUUUAGCUCAUUUUGAUGCAUCUUUACCUUACUAUGCUUCAAACUGA